Messenger RNA from Thalassophryne amazonica, 2522 nucleotides. Its product is annotated as collagen alpha-1(IX) chain. The record is from RefSeq and is a predicted model, not a curated record. The transcript has 26 exons. Lineage: Eukaryota; Metazoa; Chordata; Actinopteri; Batrachoidiformes; Batrachoididae. Bases 1 to 2217 code for a protein of 738 amino acids.
AUGGGUUUUGAUCUACUGGAGGAGUUUCAUGUUCCCCAGUCAAGAGGAGUGAGGCGGGUUGGAGGCUCGAAUCCCGAGGCUGUGGCGUACCGCAUCAGCCCUUCCGCCCUCCUACAGAGGAGUAUCAGUGAUGUGUAUCCAGAUGGAAUCCCCUCGGACUACUCUAUAAUUGCAACCUUCAAAUUGACAAAGGAUGCAGUCAGUAAAUCCUGGAACCUGUGGCAAGUCAGUGACCUAGAAGGAAGAGAGCUAAUUGGCCUGCGUUUCCAGAGUGAUACACGGUCUUUGGACUUCUAUUACACUGGCUCCAAUGGGAGGCAAAUGUUGAGGACCUUCUAUGGUGUGCAAAAGUUGUUUGAUGGAGAAUGGCACAAGCUAGCGCUGAGUGUGAUGGACAGCCAUUUGAAACUGCUGAUAGACUGCAGUGAGUAUAGUGUGGAAUCCAUUGAUGAGCCAAGGCCGGUAAUCCACCAAGGGUACACUUCCAUUGUCAAGCGAGCCGUUGGCGAUCACUAUGCGUCUGUGGACCUUCAGCAGAUGGAGGUGUCUUAUGACCCAGAGCUGGCCUACACAGAGGGAUGCUGUGAGCACUCCAAUUUGUGUGGAGGGCAGGCUCACAUUGGUCUAAUUGCUGGGAGAGCAUCUUGCAAGUGUAUGCAUGGACAACCCGGAAUUCAGGGAGCCCCUGGGCCAAAGGGUCAUGUUGGUCGCCCAGGAGAAACUGGAGAUCCAGGAAGACCAGGAGUCUGGGGCAUCAGGGGAAAUGGGGGAGUUUAUGGCAAUGUUGGAGAUACAGGCCCAAAGGGUGAAAAAGGAAUCAAAGGCGAGAAAGGAAUGAGAGGACUCAGGGGCCAAAUGGGAGACAGAGGUCCUAAAGGUUUGAAAGGACUCAAAGGGGCAGUGGGCUUCAAGGGAGUUUGGGGACCACCAGGUGGCAUAGGGGAGACUGGAAAACCAGGAGCAAUUGGUUCCAAAGGCGGAAGAGGAUAUGAUGGCAUUCUCGGAUAUCAAGGAAUUAAGGGAGAAAAAGGGGCCCCUGGUGCCAUUGGACCUGCUGGACCCCGUGGAAAGCAGGGUAUUGUAGGAGAUCCUGGAGAGAGAGGGGUUCCUGGAGCAAAGGGGAAACCUGGCAUCCAAGGUCUCAUGGGCAGAGUUGGCACCAUCGGCAUAGAGGGUAUUAUUGGAGAUCCAGGUUUACCAGGCAGAUCUGGAAGCCCUGGAAUAGAGGCCUUUCAAGGUCCUCAAGGUCUUAGUGGAAGCCUAGGAAGACCUGGAGAAAAGGGAGAGAAAGGUUCCUUGGGGCCAGCAGGAGAAAUGGGCCCCCAUGGUCGGACUGGUUUAAAGGGUUACAAGGGUUCUGCAGGAAAGCCAGGACGACCUGGAUUUAUUGGCCCCCCAGGCCCGACUGGGCAUGUGGGUGUGCCUGGAAAACCAGGACCCAAGGGUGACAUAGGAAUCCAGGGAAUCCAAGGCGUUAAAGGUGCAAAGGGUGACACUGGAGCUAAAGGACAAAGUGGAAUGGUUGGAGACAGGGGUACACAGGGUCCUCAGGGAGGACGGGGUAAGCGUGGACCAGUGGGCCUACCUGGGCAUUCGGGCCCUAUCGGCAUCAAGGGGGUUCGAGGUGAAAGAGGACCGGAUGGCUUUCAGGGGCUCCUGGGACCACCAGGCCCGACGCUCCCUGCUCAGCAUGUGAUUGAAAUUUGUGAAAAAGUGGUUCUGGAGCAGAUGUCUGCUUUUGCCAACUCUGUGAAGAGAACGUGUGCUGCCGUUUGUCCACUCUAUGGGGAUGUGCCAAUGGGUGCACUUGGUCCCCCUGGUCAGAAGGGACCACCAGGACCUCCCGGUGAUCCUGGCAAAGAUGGCAUUGAUGGUGAAGUGGGCUUACAGGGAAUCUUGGGAGAAGCCGGAGACUCAGGCCCACAAGGAGCAAAAGGUGACAGAGGGGAGAAAGGUGACAAAGGGCUGAAGGGUUACGACAUACUUGGACAGACUGGAGACCGAGGACCUAAAGGUCAGCGUGGACAUCCUGGAAAAGCUUUUAGCGGCCAACCGGGGAAGCAGGGCGAGAGGGGACUUGUAGGACAGCCAGGACAGAGGGGGCACCCGGGGCUUCGAGGCCCCCCAGGUGUGUGCAUCACAUCUGGGUGUGGUUCGCUGAAUUCCACGAGUGGAACAACUCAGCCAGCACCCCAAAGAUCGAGGAGUCGUCCGUAGAAGAAUUUGUAAUGAUGCUUAUUUGCAUGUUGAGCUGAGUGUGACACUGACAGUCUUUUAUUGACAAAGUGUAUUAAAGUAUGUUGAUCAAAUUGUUUUCAUGUACACAUAAAUCAAGAAGAAGCAUAAUAUUUGAACCUCUGGUAACAGUUUGUAAAUCAGGUGUGACAAGAGAUACAGUGAAAGACAAAAUUUAUAUAAUGCAUUUGUAAAAACAGGCCAUCCUUGUUAUUUUAUUUAAAAUAUUGUCUGUAGUUUCAGCUGCCUUUAAUCAUCUGUUCUUUAUAAUAAAAUAUCAAAAGGUU